Osmia lignaria (orchard mason bee) is the source of this 2262-nucleotide messenger RNA. RefSeq names its product suppressor of variegation 3-9 (gene Su(var)3-9). The record is from RefSeq and is a predicted model, not a curated record. Gene Ontology annotation, biological process: formation of translation preinitiation complex. Gene Ontology annotation, molecular function: protein binding; tRNA binding; GTP binding. Lineage: Eukaryota; Metazoa; Arthropoda; Insecta; Hymenoptera; Megachilidae. Gene Ontology annotation, cellular component: nucleus; eukaryotic translation initiation factor 2 complex; cytosol.
UUGCUUUUUUCGAAGUGUUCUUCGUGUGGUUUACGCGUGGUAAAUACCGAUUCAGUGAUUAUGGGUGGUGAAGAAGGCCUUGGAGUGACUACAGGUCAACCGAAUCUUUAUAAACAAGAUCUUUCAAAACUAGAUGUUAGUAAAUUGACUACAUUAUCUCGUGAAGUUAUUAGCAGACAAGCAACAAUUAAUAUUGGUACUAUUGGUCAUGUAGCGCAUGGAAAGUCUACAAUUGUAAAAGCUAUAUCAGGAGUACAAACUGUUCGUUUUAAAAAUGAAUUAGAGAGAAAUAUUACAAUCAAACUUGACUCUCGUGCAGUGGACGAUACCAGAGGGGAACAAGAAGACCCUAUUGGCAGUACAAGCAAAAUGCCUUCUACACGAGCAAAAAGACCAGCUUCUUCAGAGAAUCUUCGACCAAUCGUCAAACAACGGAAAAUCGAACAAGAAUUCAUUCUUUCUCAAGAAAAUGGUGAUGAUUCUAGUCAGUCACCGAACAGUGAUUCAAUCGACACUAAUGUCGCCUUCAAACAAGUCACUGAGAAACAAGGAAUAACCAAAAAUAACUCCAAGAACAAUAAUAGCUGUGAUGAAAAUCAGGAAAUUAAUGUCAAAUACAUAAGACUGAACGAAUUAAAUUAUAAUAGCAAUGUUGAAGGACGUGGAAUUAAAUAUAAUUUAGGGAAUGUUCGAUUAAAGGAACUGAAAGUUGUAUUAGAGGAUAUAAGACAGGGUAGUAAAACUGAAAUGAAUACUUUAUUAUCGAAAAAUAAUCUUUGGGAAGUAGAAAAAAUUCUUGGAAAAAGAGAACAAAAUGGCGUGUUAAUUUAUUUAAUUAAAUGGAAAAAUUGGGACUCGGAAUAUAAUAGUUGGGAACCAGCGUCGAAUUUAGUAAAUUGUUCAGAUAUACUACAAGAGUUUGAGAUACACAGAUCAAAGUUGCUUAAUAAUUUUCAGCAAAAAAUGAAUUUCUAUCCUAGUCGACGAGACGUAGAGAUAUAUUUAAAUCACCUUAAACAUAGCGGUAUAACAUUAAAAUCUGUUUGGAUAGAAGCAGAUGUAAUAUACAAAAAGAUACAUAAUUUUUUCAAAUGCGCACAGAUUAAAAGAACUGAUAAAAUGACAAGGUCUAUAAAGCAUGACAUUCUUCUUAUGUUAUUUGUUGAUUUGAGGAAAGCACAAUUGCAAUCGUUAACCAAUUGGGCAAAUGAAAUGAAUAGCAUAGCAAACGGAAAGCCAUUAAUAAAAGUGGAAAAUAUAGUAGACCUAGAAGGAGCGCCUAAAGACUUCUGUUACAUAGAUGAAUAUUUACCCGGUGAUGGUGUAAUAAUACCUGACGAUCCACCUAUUGGUUGCGAAUGUAAGAUUUGUAAUUCUAAAACAAAAUGUUGCUUUGUUCAGAAUGAUGGUUUAUGUCCCUAUACUUCAUCGUGUAAAGUCCGAGUCCCUCCAGGCACGCCGAUAUACGAAUGUAACAAACGAUGUAGCUGUGACAUAAGCUGCAUAAAUCGAGUAGUACAGCGCGGCUCCAAAAUGGAAUUCUGCAUUUUUAGAACUGCCAAUGGACGAGGCUGGGGUGUGAAAACUUUAAAAGCAAUUAAAAAGGGUACUUUCGUGACAGAGUACGUUGGCGAAGUGAUUACAAGCGAAGAAGCUGAAAAACGUGGAAAGAAAUAUGAUGCUGCUGGAAAAACGUAUCUCUUUGAUCUUGAUUAUAAUGAGACUGAAGGGCAAUGUCCAUAUACCGUUGAUGCUGCCAUGUAUGGAAACAUUUCUCAUUUCAUCAAUCAUUCCUGUGAUCCAAAUCUAGCGGUUUAUGGAAUAUGGAUUAACUGUCUUGAUCCAAACUUGCCUAAGCUUGCCUUGUUUGCAACUAGGGAUAUUGCGAAGAAUGAAGAGAUUACUUUCGAUUAUACAUGCCAAUCUUCGAGAAAUAGUGAAAAUUCUAUAGUACAAAAUGUGUCAAUAAAAAAGAAUGUAAAUGUAGACGAAAUUACCACGAAAUUUCCACAAGAGUUUGCAGUACAUUCAGAGACACCGGAAUCCGAUUUGUUAAGUAGUAAAACACUGUGCAAAUGUGGUGCUCGAAGUUGCAGGCGAUAUUUGUUUUAGACUAUACUUUGCAAGUUUAUUACAUUACUACAUACUAAAACAAACUCGAUGUUUAAUUCUAUAGUAGCAAAUUGUACACGCAGAAUCCUAUAAAAAAAAGAAUGACAAAUUAUUACAUGCCCUUAUUAUACAUAUUAUUAAUUAUUAUCA